CGCCUCCCGCACGGAAGUCGUGGCCAUGGCGGCUUCGCGCUCCGCGGCGUUGGACGCGGACCUCCUGAGGCAGCUCCCCAGAGACGAACUCGUUCACCUGCUAGAGCUGCUUCCUGGAAGAAAAGAUUUGUUCAUCGAACAGGAUUUGAUGAGCCCUCUCGACAGGAUUACCGGGUUGUCUGUCCUCAAGAAACAUGAAGUGGACAAAAUCUACAAGAUGGAUGGGAAGCACGUAUCGGGCGGGUGUGAUCAGCGGUGCUUCUUGAUAAGACCUCGAGAAAUUACUGUGAAGAGUGUUGCUGAUUCAAUAAAUGCAGACAAAGCUGCUGGUGUCACGAGGAAGUACAAGAUCAUUUUUACUCCGCGAAAGCUGUAUUCCUGUGAGACUGUACUGGAGAUGGAGGGUGUUUUUGGAGAUGUUUCCUGCGAACAGUGGGAAUUCGACCUCUUGCCACUGGAUAAUGACGUCAUCACCCUGGAGUUACCGGACUUCUUUCAGGACUUCUUCAUGGAUGGCAACCAGAGCAUGCUCUUUACCGUGGCAAAAUCUAUCCAAAAGCUACAGUCGCUCUUCGGUCCGGUGCGCAACGUGUAUGGGAUUGGCAGAGGUGCAAAGAUGGUCUAUGAGUUGAUGGAGCUUCUGUCAAACGAAGCGAAUGUCAGAAGAUCGAGCACCACAAACAGUGAAAUGGGCGACCUCUUCCUCAUUGACAGAGAUGUGGACUUAAUAACUCCGUUGUGCUCUCAAGUGACAUUUGAGGGACUGCUGGAUGACAUAUUUGGAAUAAAAUGUGGCAGUGUUGAGUUUGGUCCAGAAGUCACUGGAACAGAAAAGAAAUUGAAAAUUCUCCUGAAUUCUCAAGACAAGGUUUUCAGGGAAAUUCGCAAUCAACACUUUUCUAAUGUGUUCGGAUUGCUCAGCUCCAAAGCGAAAGUCCUUCAAACCAACUACGAUAAACGGCACGACAUGAAUAUCCAGAACAUGAAGGAGUUUGUGGCCAACGAACUGAGGGCCUUGAAACAGGAACAUCGCUCUCUGAGUCUGUAUAUCGGCAGCUGUGAAGCCAUUAUGAAAAGAAAGACAAAAUCAGACUUCAAGGAACUGCUCAAGACUGAACAUUCUCUUUUGGAAGGAAUAGCUAUCAGGGAGUGUGUCUCCUCUAUCGAAGAGGCCAUUAACAGACAGUCUCCCAUUCUGGAUGUCCUGCGGCUGCUGUGCCUCCUCUCCGUCACCGAAGGAGGACUCGUCGCCAAUGAUAUGCGCUCCCUGAAAACGCAGUUCUUGCACAGCUACGGGACGGAGCAGCUGUUGACGCUGAACAACCUGAGGAAAGCGGGAUUGCUCACAGAGCAGCAGACGCCCGAGACGGUCACAACCAUGGAGAGCAAAGUGGGAAAACUUGUGUCGGAUAAGGCCAUGGGAAAAGCUGUUGGAAAGCUUACUGAUGCCUUCACUGCACUGCAGAGGAAAAGCCACUUCAGAGCAUUGAGCAAGAAGCUGAACCUUAUUCCUGCUCCAGGAAAGGAUUACGACCUGCACAACCCGCGGGACAUGGCGUACGUGUUCAGCGGCGCGUACAUGCCACUCAGCUGCCGCAUCGUUGAGCAGGUUUUGGACAGGGAAGGCUGGAACGGCUUGGAGGAAAUUGCACGCCUCUUGAAUGGCAAUGAAUUCUCAAGUCCAAAGCUCGAGGCCCCAGGAUUGAGUCGGGCGAAGCUCGUACUGGUUUUCUUUCUGGGAGGCUGCACCUACUCGGAAAUUGCUGCCCUCCGUUUCCUUGGAAGGGCCAAAGGAUACAACUUCGUUGUUUUAACGACAUCAAUAAUCAACAGCACGCGGCUAUUGGAGUCCCUGGUGGAGGCGCUGUAGAUGGCCAGGCCGCAGCGAGUCCUGAGCUCAGCUCCCAUGUGCCCUGCUGUACCUGCCAGUAUCACGCUGGCGCUCUUCACGGACUUGCUUGCGUUUGUUGUUUUCUAUUCGUUGACACUUUUCACACUUUCCUUGUGGUGCAAUUCAUUUUCCCGUUCUCACUUUAUUCCAUUACUGGAGGCACCCUUGGAUGGAUUUCAGCAUCACAAGAUUAUUAAUGGGUUUGGGGGCUAUUUUAUGAUCGUUCCUUUUUGAUAGUUUCCCGAUCUCCAUUAUCGAGUGAUACAAUGGCUACGGAUAACUUAUUGUGAUUAUAAUCGAUGUUGUAAACGCGUUCAUCUCUUCCACCCUCUAAUCUGGCUGUGGUGGGAAGAUAGACCAAAUACUUCUCUGGGGAGAUUCCACCACUACUCCUACGACUUAAUGGUGAAGAUGUAAAGUGUUUUGAGUGAUGCAUGGAAAUAAAAAAAAUGUUUACGUCGUCAAACGUUUGUUUAAACUAUACAGUCCAAUCAGAAGGUGGCUUGUUUUGUACAGGACGUGCUUGUUACUAUUAUUUUGUGAACACAUAAAAUCUAGGAUGCAUCACUCUCAUCGGAAUUUGGUGCAAUUCUGAAGGUUUCAUUGCACCGGUUUAAUGUCCGGAGCUACACUAUUCCCAACCAGACGAAUAUUCCGACGUCACAAUGAGAACACGGCGGAGAAGAAUAACGCAAGAGAGCUAGUUUGUCAAGGAUCAUCGCUCUCGCGUAUCACAAAUCAAACGCCGCGUCGUGUGACGGUCACUGUCACAACGGUGUGCUCUGAUUUUUAUAAACACCGAGACAAACGUGUUUGCAGUGCUGUUUGCAUUCCUUAUCACGCUAUGCCACAAUGUAUUACGUAUAUUAUGCAUAUGAACUUAAUGGCGGUACAACGGCGAUGGUGUGCGGUAUAAAAAAAAAGCGAACUUUUCGCAAUAAUGAUUCAUUUUCCCGCGAUUGGCAACCCCGAUCAGAAAAUCUUGCGGGGUGGUGGUGCGUCAAAAUCAGUUCUCGCGAUGUCAAAGCUGUCGGAAGAUGUCAAAGCUGUCGAAUGUUUAUAUGAGCGGCUGAACACGAAGAGGCUUCGCGGUCUGUUGCUGUAUAGCAGCACCCAGCCUGGUGACGAUUGGCCGCUCCGUGUUCCGAAGGCAGAUUUGACUCCUCGUGCCCGAGACUUGGUCGGACCGUUCCUGGAUUCAGGCGCUCGCCCUCCUGGUCGGCCCAAGAAAAUCACGUGCCCCCAGAUCCAAUUCAGCGGUCAAUAUUGAACUUUUUUUUUAGCAAGUCUCAGUAAACGAAAAAAACCUUUGAAUCACGUCAAACUUGGUGACAGGGUCAAUUAAAGACAUAAACAUAUUUAGUGAUUCAAAUUUAGAUUUUAGACUGUUUUGAGGUCUGCUGUGUUAUGCUGCACUGGUGUACCGCCAAUACGUCCAUAUACAAUGUAAUAUCGCCAAAUAAAUUGUCAUUAGACGGUGAUUCACAAUUGAUUUUUGUAUCCGGUCGCGCAAGUCAAAUGUGCGUCAUACACCCUCCUGCACCCGACACAGCCAUUUAAUAAAGUCUCGUGAAUAAACAUGCCAAAUGAAUACCG
Lethenteron reissneri (Far Eastern brook lamprey) is the source of this 3487-nucleotide messenger RNA. It is a transcript of the gene VPS33B, whose product is annotated as VPS33B late endosome and lysosome associated. The record is from RefSeq and is a predicted model, not a curated record. Lineage: Eukaryota; Metazoa; Chordata; Hyperoartia; Petromyzontiformes; Petromyzontidae. Gene Ontology annotation, biological process: vesicle-mediated transport.